AUGACGUUAAAGACUGGACAAGAUACUUGGACAGACGAAAGGAUCGAAACAACGGUUACAAUACAAUUUGCAUACUCACAUCUAGGAGAAGCUGCGCAAGAGGUCGUUCCCGAAUGCGCCAACUCGCUAAGAUAUACUUACGCUCAGCGUAUCGUUUCAAAGACAAAACGACUGUUUCUGAUAUUGAUUGAUCUUGGUGUCCCUGAACAGAUCUUCCGACUCAUCGACGAGUACUACGAUGAUGAUUUCCUUCCCUUUACAGAAGAUGAGGUAUCUUCUCUGAGGCUAUCUCGCAACGGUGGUCGUGCUCUUGAUCAGUUGUUCUUCCGUCAACAAUUCAAGUACAUGGUGCGAGUCUUACGUGAGGGAGAACACAUUCGCUAUGCUGAGGUAGAGUUUGUGCCAAUCCAACCUAUUGAGCAAAAAUCGAUUAGCACUGUGAGUGAACAUGAGGCAGUGCAACUGCCUACACCAGUCAACAGGGUCCUGGUUCGCCGAGAAUUCUCAUUGAAGAGAAAACAGAAAGAGCUCGAUUUACUGUCUGAAAUAGCAGGUGCGAAGCCUCUCAGUCACGAACACGUUCUAUCUAUCUUCGGAUCAUAUACUCAGCAUGAUCGUAUGUUUGUACUUCUAGCUCCUGUGACAAAGCAUGUCUUGAAGAGCUUUCUGAGCGAUACACCUAAAGCUUUUGAAGCACUACCCAAAUACGAGCGACGAAAACACCUGCUUACGUGGCCACAUUGCCUUGCUAACGCGCUUGCCUGGCUGCAUCAUCAUGGCGCUUAUCAUGGAGCUGUUCGACCAUCUCGAAUUUGCAUCGAUGAGUACCAUCAAAUAAGUCUUGGACAAUUUGAAGGUGACUGGUUACUUGGCACCCCUACAUCGAGGGACGAUUUGGAGUCCUAUCAAUAUGCCGCACCAGAGUUCUGGAAAAGAGGCCUGACGGUCAAAAAUGCUGGAUCUGGAUCGGCUUUUUCUUCAGGAAGAUCAGCAGCUGGACGGCUUCCACCACCUCGAUCGCAUGGAUCGUCUGCUCGUGAGAGUGGGCACGAGGAUCCAUCAAUUACGGAUAGAAGUCAUAGCAUGCAAAGCGAAGACAGUGGGUAUGCGUUCGUCCCAGCAUUCAGGGGCAAUCAUUCGAGGCUCAAGCUGACUGCCUACAAUUCUUUAUCCUCGGAUCAGCCUGCACAAAUCAGAAACUUUGAAAGCAGAUUAAAUCAGAGGAACGAAGAGAUCCAUCUGGCGGAUCGACCCAGGCGGACAUUAUCUAGACGACUGGAUAACUUAUCCGUACGAUCGUCAAAUUCGUCGGAGCUUGGGAGACAAUCAGCAAUUCCUAGGAAACCAAUAUACGAUUUGUCUGGGGACACCAAGACCACAAUGGUACAAACCUGGAAAUCUUCUGCGCGGGAUCAGACGGCAGCAGACAUAUUCGGUCUCGCGGCUGUGACGAUGGAUAUUUUCACUGUCAUGUGUGGUCGCACAGUAUCCGCAUUUGCAAAACACAGGUCAAAGAAGAACACGCAAGCAGGCAGAGGUGGAGGGCUUGCUGAUGCCAGUUUUCACGCCAAUUUGUCACAGGUUGCUAGUUGGGCGGAAACGCUGCUCAAAGAUUCAGAGAAGAAGAUGAAAAAGGAGGGAAAUGGGCUGUUUCGAGCCAUUGGACCUAUCUUGGAGAACACCAUCCAAUGCUUCGACCGAGAGCCGGGAAAUCGCAUGCGAGCUAGCGCUCUUUCUGCAACGAUACACAAGCAUCUGUCCUCUUCAGCUGGAAUCACUUAUCCUCAUUGCGCUCUAAGAGUGCCUGAUGAUCGACAAUCAGAAAUUCGAAAAGAAAAAAUUCGGGCCGCCAGUCGAUUGGACUGUCGUGUGCUUGACCCUGAGCAUUCUCUCGCUGAUCAGCAGUCCCGAGUUGCACAGCAAACGCAUGCUGGAAGCCUCAGUAACACAUCUCGAGUGAUGAAUGACGACUAUGAGGAGCAGUAUUUUACAGUCCAGUCUGCUCACGGACGAGCCACCUCAACGAUCCAGCUUCCCCCAGCUGAUCCCAAUCACCGUAUAUACACAGAGCCAAGACAAGAUGAAGAAAGUCUCUCUGAAACUAUGUUUGACUAUUACGAAAGGCAGUGGGUUGGACCUACCGCUUCGCGUAAUACUCGUAUACAGGCUCUACCACCACGAAUACGACUAGACGAAGACAUCGACGAACAGAACGAAGACGAAAACGACAAGCCACAAGACACGUUAUACCCACUCUGUACCACCAGCUCGAAAGCACGUAAUUAUAGCUACGGUCCGAACAUACCAAGUCUGCUCAGCCAUCGGCCCGAAUUACCUGGCACGAUUCCGCUUUUUCCUCCCAGCCUAGAUUACAAGCCUCCGAAUCGUGAUCUACCUGCUCUGCCUACGACGCCUAAUACGAAGAAGUCUCGAAAUGCGGUCAAGUUGCCACUGGCUCCAGGUUCUGCGGACGUCAAUCAGGCGACGCAUGUGCUUGCGCAGACGAUCGGAGGUUUCAAAAGUCGAUAUUCACGGGUGUGA
Messenger RNA from Lithohypha guttulata, 2541 nucleotides. RefSeq lists its product as uncharacterized. Gene Ontology annotation, molecular function: protein kinase activity; ATP binding. Gene Ontology annotation, biological process: protein phosphorylation. Bases 1 to 2541 code for a protein of 846 amino acids. The record is from RefSeq and is a predicted model, not a curated record. The transcript has a single exon. NCBI's taxonomy places the organism in Eukaryota, Fungi, Ascomycota, Eurotiomycetes, Chaetothyriales, Trichomeriaceae.